AUGAAAGAGCUCUCAAGGCUGUUCGCAUUGCCUGCGAGCCUUGUCGCGCUCACUCUGUCCCAAUGCGCUGAGGGCCAAGAGCUUCAGUGGCCGCAUAAUCUUCCUCGAACCGCGAAAUACUACCCGGAGCAUGAAGCGCAUGUCAAGAGAGGGCUCGAAGCGCAAGAGCGAUUGCAAUGGGAUAAGCCGGCUGCUGUGAAGAAGAUGGGUCAAGAUCCUGGGGAGAAGUUCUAUCUUGAUUACUGGCAGUUUGCGCCUGAGUCUGAAACGUCAGAUGGGAUGCGCCGGCCCAUCGUUUACGAUGAUCUGGCCGAGUAUACCUACUCCUCGAGCACUUGCUUGCUUCUUAGUCCGCUGGCACCGCAUACAAACCACGAAAGAAUAGGCUUCUCACUCUUCGGGAGGGGUUUGUUCACGCGCGACUUCGAAUGUCCUGCAAAUACAGUUUCUUGCAGCAACAUCAACUCGGACCUGUGUUGCAAUAAUGGCGAGACUUGCGUCAACACAUCGAACGGGGUGGGAUGCUGUCCUAGCGGUGCAACUUGCGGGAACAAUGUCGCAGGCUGCGAUACCGCUGGAGGUUAUACCAGCUGCCCCGACAGCGAUACUGGAGGAUGCUGCGUUCCAGGAGCGAGGUGCUUGGAUACUGGAUGUGUCUUUUACGGCACACAGACUGUCACGACCACUCUACCUACUGCCACGGCCACAACAGGCACUGUAAACCCGACUACAAUGUCUUCCGAGACCAGCGAUCGAGGCACCACGGUCAUCGUCACAAGCGGCUAUACCACGACCGUCACUAUCAGUGGCGACGAUAAUACCGUGACCACGACCGUAGUGUCUCCAACGACGAUUGUCAUCGCCCCUGUUCCCAGCUCUGGAUCUUCUUCCACAUCUUCAACAUGUACGAGCGGCUUCUUCAGCUGUGCAUCCGAGGAUGGAGGUGGGUGCUGUCGAAAUGGGCAGUCAUGCCAGAGCGAUGGCUGCAAGGAUGUCACGACAACCACGACAGCGACAGCUUCAGCUCCGUUCCGGCCAACCAGUGGAGCUACAACAUCAGACACCUCCAUCUCGGCAGCCGACACGACCAUCACGACAUCCACCACGCCAACAAAUACAGCUGGUUGUCCAACUGGCUUUUACAUGUGUUCAGCUGUCUAUCUUGGCGGGUGCUGUCGAGUGGAUCGCAACUGCGAUACGACAUCCUGCCCAACGUCCGAUUCCACCGAAGUCAUAACAUCUGGACUGACGAUUGCCGUGACUGCAACAACAGACUCGUGUGCGAAUGGCUGGUCAUCGUGUGCGGCUAGUGAUGGCGGUGGGUGCUGUCCAACGGGCUUCGCCUGCGGGUCAGUCUGCGUGACGAGUUCGGGCGAUCAGACUCAAACACUGGCAAAGGAGUCACCAUCAUCGACGACCACCAGUCGUGCGGCGGUAAUUGGUACUGGAAGAUGGCUCUGGACGUUUGUUGGACUCGGGUUGACCGCGGGUGUUGGGAUGAUAUGCCUAUAA
Messenger RNA from Zasmidium cellare ATCC 36951, 1512 nucleotides. RefSeq lists its product as uncharacterized. The record is from RefSeq and is a predicted model, not a curated record. The transcript has a single exon. NCBI's taxonomy places the organism in Eukaryota, Fungi, Ascomycota, Dothideomycetes, Mycosphaerellales, Mycosphaerellaceae. The coding region runs from base 1 to 1512 and encodes 503 amino acids.